AUGAAUUCAUAUGUCACCUUUAAAGUUUUGAGGAUCAUUCAAAUCAUCUUGAUUGUCCUUUGCGCAUUUCUAGAAAUCGUUGAAUACUCAUCAUUUCUCGAGUUUUAUGAAAAACAAGGUUACAGUAUUUCAGCUUAUUUCAACGCUAGAAUAACAAAAUCUACGAUAACUGAUGACGUAUAUUUUAAUGGAGUAAAGAUUUUGUAUUACAUGGUUAUAAUUCUAUCCAUAUUGGAUAGCGGAUUUUAUGUAAUAAGACUUCAUAAAGGCGGUCCGUUUAAACGUGACAUCACCGUCAGCGCGUUUUUCAUGGCAUUAUGGCUAAUAUCUGGGAUCGCAAAUAUUUUUCCAAUAUUUAAAGGUAAAAAAUAUAUUUGUAAUGAGCCGGCUAAAUCCAUCGCUAGAAUCCGCGAGUGUGAGAUGAAUGUGAUGAGCAUAUCAAUUGGUUGGAUCAAUGCGUUUCUUUUCUCCUUGACAACUUUGGUAGCAUUGAGAUUUUGGAAAAAAAGACAGGAAAUGUAUGUAGGUGAAAGUAGAGUUAAAGCUUUAGGUGAAGUGGUUUAUAAAUAUAAACCACGUCCUAAUACGAUCGUUCAACUUAAUGAACCUGAACAAGUUUUGAUUUACAAAACUUGUAAGUCUCUUAAUGCCUAA
Messenger RNA from Funneliformis geosporum, 654 nucleotides. Lineage: Eukaryota; Fungi; Glomeromycota; Glomeromycetes; Glomerales; Glomeraceae. The record is from the annotation of a GenBank genome assembly.